Messenger RNA from Caenorhabditis briggsae, 153 nucleotides. Lineage: Eukaryota; Metazoa; Nematoda; Chromadorea; Rhabditida; Rhabditidae. The record is from RefSeq and is a predicted model, not a curated record. The coding region runs from base 1 to 153 and encodes 50 amino acids. The transcript has 2 exons.
AUGGCUGAAAAAGAAGGAGAAGAAGACUAUUGGAGCAAGCUUCCUUGGGAACUAAAAGAAGAGAUUGUUGGAUAUUUGCCUUUUUUCUACAAAGAUUAUGGUAGUUUUUUUUGCAUAAGAUUGACGUUUCUCAGAUUUACCAAACAAAAAUAG